UUGCAGCACUCUUUGGCAGAGAUGGCUAAAGACCUUUAUAAACUACAACAACUCCUAUGACUUCACGCCUUUGAGUUGGGAUACUGUCAAAGCUGCAUCUGUUCUCCAGGGAGAGAGCUGAAGGAAGCGGGCUUUCCAGGGAGCUGCGACAACAACAGGGAAAGGCCAGCGGUGGCAGCUCCCAGUACCAGGAGGAACCCAGCUAACAGCUUCAUGGCGGAGCAGCAUCGAAGGAAGGGCCAUGGGGAGGUACAAGAGGCAGGCGAGGCGGAACUCAAAGCAGCGUGGCCUAGCGGCACAGAAAGAGCAGGCACUUCUGGUGCUCCAAGCCACGGCCCACCCCUCCCGUCAGUCUUACAGGGCACAGAGACCCAGGAACCAGGACUUCCUGAAUGGAACACCCUCAGCUGGGGCUUCAACGUAUUGGGACUUCAAUUCCCUGAAUUCAAUUGCACUGGUUUCAGGGAAAUGAUGUCCAAAAAAUAACAGGAGAUGACUCAAAGGUUGAAUGCCACAUACAGAAUUUAUUUAUUUAUUUGUUUAUUUAUAUUCUGCUUUAUCUCUUCCUCUGAGCCCUUCCACACAGCCAUAUAACCCGACAUAGCAAGGCAGAUAAUCCACAAUAUCUGCUUUGAACUGAGUUAUCUUAGUCCACACUGCCAUAUAUCCCAGUUCAAAGCAGAUAUUGUGGGUUUUUCAGUCUUUAUAUUCUGGGUUAUAUGGCUAUGUGGAAGGGCCCAGAGUCCACACUGCCAUAUAACCCAGUUCAAAGCAGACAAUGUGGGAUUUUAUUCAGCUGUGUGGAAGGGGCCUCAAAGCAGCCCACAAUCAAAAACAUUACAACUUAAAAUCUUCUUAUAUAAAUACAAUUGCAACUGUUUCUUUGUUCAAAAUCUCACAAAAUUCUUCACCAAUCACUUUGAAAAUUUGACACAAUGUGGCAUUCAAAAAGGCGCAUGUUCUCAUGUUUUUACAUACCUACUAUUAUAUAGCUGUCACACCUGUGACGGAUAAAAAUAUGUUUUUUUAGGAAAAACAACAGCAUCUCCUGGACAUCAAAGCAACACAUGCUAUACUACAUAAUUUAUGCUCAGGGCUAAUCUUUAGAAUUCUGCGGUCCAGAAUUCACACGGAUUGCUUCUCACAUGGACAAUUAUAUGUUGCGUGUUCUAGAGUCACUAAACGAGAUAUUCUUUAUAUCUGCACAGACAAUGGAGCAACAAAAAUAUUGUAUACCCACAAGCAUUAUGAAAUUACAUAUACAGUAGAGUCUCGCUUAUCCAAGCCUCACUUAUCCAAGCUUCUGGAUUAUCCAAGCCAUUUUUGUAGUCAAUGUUUUCAAUAUUUCGUGAUAUUUUGGUGCUAAAUUCGUAAAUACAGUAAUUACAACAUAACAUUACUGCGUAUUGAACUACUUUUUCUGUCCAAUUUGUUGUGUAACAUCAUGUUUUGGUGCUUAAUUUGUAAAAUCAUAACCUAAUUUGAUGUUUAAUAGGCUUUUCCUUAAUCCCUCCUUAUUAUCCAAGAUAUUCGCUUAUCCAAGCUUCUGCCGGCCCGUUUAGCUUGGAUAAGUGAGACUCUACUGUAUUAGGAACCAGCUUUUUCUCUUUUCUUUCUUUUCCAUUUAACCAGCCUGGGCCACAGCAACGUGUGGUCAGGUACAGCUAGUUUUUUUUAAUAUUUCAGUUGUCCAAUAAAGGUAUAGUGCAAGCAUGACCUGAAUUAUCCUCGACUCAAAAAGGCAGUAGCUAUUGGCUGGAGAGUGCUCUCUCCCUCCCUUUCUGACAUACAGCAUGGCACAGCACUGACUCCCUAAAGCACUGAUGCAUUCUGGGACACAUAUAUGGAACUUUCUCUUGGUUGUGUUGAACUAACCCGUUCCUCGGCCUUCUUUAUAUGCAAAUGACUGUGGUCUGUCCAGUGAUGUCAUGGAUUAGAAGCUGUGGAAUGGCAACUGUGACAGCAACCACACAAACAGAAUCUGCACAUCUCUUAGUGAUUAUUUUCUGUUUAACAGCAGGAAAAAACUUUUAAACAUAAGUUUGCCUUCCCAAACCACAAGGAAAAUCACCUUGCUCACUGUGUGCUGCAGUAAUGAAUUCCCAUAAGUUUGUUGCAUGGCAAAAUGUACCACCUCUUGUUCCCCCAAAAGAUGAGGCCAAAUCUUCAUCCUCCUCACAUUCAAGAAGUGGAAGUGAAGGUGAACCAGAAAUUGAAACUGAGGCCAAAUCCAAAUACACAGUCCCGAAACCUGAAAUCAUAGUGUCUUCAGGAAUUGACGUGCCUCCCGCUGUGAAAAAUGUGUUGGAGAAACUAGACGUAUUACAGUUGGAAAGAGCAAAGAAGGAGGUGUCUAAGAAACUCAAUCGCAUUGUGGACAAUGUGAACCGGACCUAUGAAUACUACAAAAAAGAUGAUAACACUGACCCUGAGAUGGAAAAAGAGUACCAACUGUCCCAAUCGUGGGAAGAGAGAAGCCGGCGAUCUCAUUUUCUAAAUAAAGUUUCUAAUGUGCUUGAAGAUAGCCAAUUAAAAAUACAAGACUUACAAAUGGUGCUGGAGUCGUUUAAAAACUGGUAUGAUAUGCUGAAAAAAAUUGAAUUGAAAGAAAGGGAAGUUCCCACUUACAGCAUGAUUGAUGAAAUGGAAAGCCACCUCCUGAAAUCUGUUAAGUUAAUUGAAGUAAAUGUUCAGCGUUUGAUGAAGAUAUUCCACCCUCUUUUUGAUGAGAAAAUUAAACCAAGACGGAGGUCAGCUCCACGACCUGGACUGUUCAAAGUGUGGCGAGAUAAAGUGCAAGAAAAACCCCAUGAAGGUGAGCCCUUGACCCCAGAGCAGAUGCUGGAAGAUGAAGCCCAAGUUACUGCCCGUAAUCAUGAUGUGAACAACAUGAUGCAGGAAAUGAUAGAUUCUACAAUAUUCAACAAAACAGAAGUUGUUGGUAUUAAGUACAUUGCAGCCAUGGUGGGAAGCCUUGCAAAGGCCUUUACCCUUCUUCAUAAGCAAUGCCGAGGCCUGAAACACAAAUAUGAAAGCCUCGCAAUUCUAGAAACCCGGAAGCAUGACCCUCAGAUUGCAAGCCUGCAGAGAGAACUGCGAGCAGCCCAAGAAAAAGAAGCAGCAUUGGAAAUGCAAAUCCAGAAUAUUGAGGAAAGAUGCAAGGUCCUCGUCAUCACAAAUGAAACGCUGCAACAGGAGCUGCAGGGCGCCAAUGAAAGAGCAAUGGUGGCAAGUAAAAUCACUUUCACCAGAGCUGCUCCUCCUAAGCCUCCUUCAGAUUCAGAAAAAGCAGUUGGAAAGUCUCAACCAGAUGGUGAAAAAGAAGCGAAGUCUAAAGUAGGAGGGAAGUCUCAGCCAGGUGCUCAAAAAGUGGAUGGGAAAUUAGCUACAAAAGUCCUGGGUGACGUUUCUGAAAAGAUGCGAAGUGUAUCAUUUGAAGAAAAAGACGUUCCUGUCAAGACACUGGAGGCAGAAAGUGGAACCCCUGAGAAAUUGCAUGUGGUGAUUGGCCAGGCAAAACAGAGAGAGCCUCGUCUCCCGCUUGAAACAUUUCUUCCCCCUGUUGAGGCAACACUUACACCUCUUGAAACAAGACCUCAAGAUCGCAGUAUUUCACCUGAUAGGACAACUGUAGAGACAGGAGUGCUUCAAAUGCUACCAGAGGCAGAAACAGCUCAAGCGUUGCCAGAAGCAGAAGCAGCUCAAGCGUUGCCAGAAGCAGAAGCAGCUCAAGCGUUGCCAGAGGCAGAGGCACCAAUAGCUGAAACAUCCCCUGACAAACUGCUGUCCUCAGAGGAGCCACCACAGAGGGACUCAGAAGAAACAGCUUUUACUAUUACUACCAGUAUGGAGGAUGAGCAACCUCUUGAAAAAGAAGCAUAUCCCAAAGAAAAGCAACACAUUCCCACUGGCAAACAGAAAGGGGCUAGGCAGGCCGCUAAGAUAGGUCAAUGGAAAAAAUUGCAAGGCUCCCUCUUAAAGAAACCCACAAAAUCUCAAGAACGUCUAAAAGUAUUAGCACCAGCACCAUUGGAACCAACUGAAGAAAGCACUGCUGCCUCCAUACAUGAUACAGUGUCUGUCAGGAAGCCAUCAUCCAAACCAUUAGAAACUGGUGGUGCUCAUAUACCUGAUAUUGAAGAGGAGUUAAUUAAGGGCAGUUCUCCUGAAGAAGAACGACCAGCAUCAUCUAAACAAUCUGAAGGAGAGGUGUCACCUGAACUUUUAGAAGAUGAGCAUGUGCCUAGAGCUGAGACAGAAGAUGAGACAAUCAAGAGAAGUUCAGCUGAGCCCCUAAAAGAUUCUGCUGAAGUGGUACCUGCAGAACCAUCAAAACUGUCUGAAGGAGAGGUGUCACCCACACCUUUAGAAGAUGAGCAUGUUCCUAGAUAUGAGACAGAAGAUGAGUCAAUCAGGAGACGCUCACCUGAACUGGAGUCCCCAGAAUUGCCCAAAAUGCCAGCAGGAGCCCAAGUUCGCAUCACUUCUCCUGAGGGGGCACGUGGAAAACGGAGAGCAUCAUUGAAAAGCAGUGCGGGAAAAGUAGUUACCACUGUAAAAGUUAAAAAGCUUUUCAAAACCAUGGGGGAGGCCAUGGCUCAGAAGCCUGCAGUAGCUCCAGAUGUCCCAGAGAAAGUGGGCAUAGAUUCCUUAGACAGUCCAAAACGAGCUUCAAGUGAAAGAGAUGAGGAUUUGGCUGUUGAAAUACAAGAAGCUGGUCAGAUACAGGCACCAAAACGGUUGCUGGGCAAGACAAAGGAAGCCAGAGAAAAGAAAGACGCGAAACGGACUGGUAGAACACCAGCAGAUGCGCUACCACCAAAGCAGGAGGAGAAAGCAGAAAGGAUUAUCCACGGUUUAAGGACAAAAUUGCAAGAGGUUGCCAGGGAAAGAUGUGGUGUGAUUGAUGAAGAAACUAUUACAGAAAUCUUUGCAGAAGUAAGUGUAUCAGAUCGAGAUGUUUCUUCAGGAGACAGCUCUGGAAGCCAGCCCUCAGAAAAACACACCAAAGGCCCUGCUACAAGGAAGCCCUCAUUGCAAAUCCCUGUAGCUGAACAUACACCCAAGAAGCAAAAGAGAAGCAGUAGUUUUGAAGAACCACAUUCUGAGCAAGAUGCUGAUUCUGUACUGCAAGAAUUUCAAGCAGCUAUCUUUGCUAGCUUGGACGACAAGCUAGAGAAGUUAAAGAAAGGCUCCCUGGGCAGCCAGAAACGCUUUGUCAGAUUCGAGCCCACAGAUACUUUUGUUCAAAAUUUCUUAGAAGUGAUAGAAAAAAAACUAGAAGAAUGCUUCUUGGAAAAGCAGAAAACCCUAAGUGGCGAAGGCGGACUAAAGCCAGUGAGAAGCAUAUACAGUAAAGUAGAAUUGCCAGAGGAAGAAGAGCAGGAAAUUGAAAUUGUUACGCAAUCUUUUGACAGCCAUUCUGUGCUGGCCCCAAUCUCUCCAGCCGGUUCUUUUAGUACUCUUCAGACAGAAGGGGAGAAACCCAUAUCACCUAAAGACUCCUCAGAUGGAAAGACAUGGCACAAGCAGGAGGAGAAGGAGGAGGAGGAGGAGGAGAAGGAAGAGGAAAAAAAACAAGAAGAAGAAGAAGAAGAAAAAGAAGAAAAAAAAGAAGAAAAAGAAAAAGAAGAAGAAAGAGAAGAAGAAAGAGAAGAAGAAAAAGAAGAAGAAGAAGAAGAAGAAAAAGAGGGGGAACAACUGUGGAAAAGGCAAGAAGAGCCACAGAGUAAAAAAGGACCUAUCUUCCCACUCCUGCCCAAGGUGGAUGAAGAAGAGGAGAAUGAUUUAGAGGAGAUUGCAUCUCUCGAGGAAGAAGACCAGUUGCCUAAAGAAGGUGAUGUGCAGCACCAGGAAUCAUGGCAGGAAAGGAUGAAACGGUCUUCUGAGGAAUUGCAGAAGCAUACCUGGAAGGAGAAGGGGCUAGAGCAGAAAGAGACCAAGUCAGACACGGGAAAGAAGGGCUCUAAGAAGCUGGAUGAAUACAAGGAAGACUGGUACAUUCAGUUGCAGGAGAUGUUGCAGGGAGAGAAGGCAUGUCUGCAAGAGGAGCAAGACCGGCUACAGGAGGAGCGCCAUCGGCUGGAAGAGGAGGCAAAAUAUUUGGAGCAUUGGCAGGAGGUGUUUGAACAGCAGCGGAAACAAUGGGAGGAGCAGGAGGAGCAGCGCAAGGAGCAGGAGUGCUUGUGGCAAGUGCAGCUCCAGCACUGGGAACAAAUGCAAAAGGAGACCAAGGAGCAGGAACAGCACUGGCUAAAGCAGCAGGAGCGUCAGAAGGAGCAGCAGGUGCUCAUGCAGGAGGAACUGGAGCGGUUGAAGCAAGAGUAUGUGGAAUACCUGAAGCUGAGGGGGAAGCAAGCAGAAGAAGCGUGGCAGUGGAAUCAGCUGAAGACUUGGCAUGAGCAGCAGCAGCAAGCCUGGCAAGAAGAGGAUGAAGAACAGGAAAGGAAGCGAGCCCAGUGGCAGAUGCAGCUAGCAAGCCACAUGCAACAUAUUGAGGCCUUACAACAAGAGCGGGAAGCAAAGGAGCAGGAGAUCAAGAAGUGGCAGCAGGAGCAGAAGGAGAAGCAGGAAAAGCUGGAGCACAUUUGGGAAAAGCGCUGGGAGCAGCAGCUGCAGAGCUGGCACCGUCAGAUGUAUAAACAGCGGACCCGGCAACUGAAAUGGCAACAGCAGAGCAGCAGCUUGACAAAGAGACAGCAAGAGAUGCAGAGGUUAAAGUCCCUGCCUCCGAAGCUGAAGGUUGUGGAGGGCUCUGUUGUGGAUCAGAUUCCCAAGCCGCAAAAAGUUUCUCCCACCCUCAAAGAGAGACUUCUUUCUACUACCCCGCAGAUCACCCCCAUUCCAAGCAAGGAAUUUGCAGAAGAUGCCUGGGAGCUAGAGACUACUUGGUUUCCUAAGCUAUUUUCCAAAGCAGAGACGUUUCCUGCACCUAGUGUCACGGAGAAGCGAUACUGGAUAAAUGUAGAGGAUCAGAGGAAAAACCUGGAAGUGUUGAAGCAAGCUGCCCAGAAGGCUGGAAUUUCAACAGAUCUGUACAACAAAGCCAAAGCAAUAAUCCAACAAGUAUUGCACAGUGAUGUCGAGCGGCUGGGUUUGCUUUUCAGGAAAUACGAGUUUUUCAUCCAUCUCCAGGAAGUCAGGCAAAGAUUAACUAAUCAGCUGGAUACUGCCAAAGAAGCUCAAGAUGGGGCUAAAAUGCAAAAUAUGUACAAGAUGGUAGAGAAGGUGGAUGCCUACCAGAAAAAGGUUCUGGAGCGUUGGACAGUUAAGCAAGAUGCAGUAGAAAAGAAGCGCCGGCAGGGCCUGGAAAAGAUGAUUGUUUUGUUUUCGCAACUCCGCUCAAGUGCUAAACUGCAUCUCAAGGACCCAUGCCCACUGAUGGUCAAAGGAGAAGGUGCCCCAGGGAGGGAUACCCUGCACCUGCCCCGCCUUGGGUCUGUUGGCCUGAAGACCAGAGUCUACCGAAGCCCUUUGAUCAGUGUGAAGAAACCUCCAGAUUUCACAUUCUCAGCUGUAGUUGCCAGAGAACCAAGCAGUGAACAGAUAGAAUCAUUGUGGAAGACAGAUAUUACAGAACUGAGUAUGCCCAUCGGACCCAAAGAACCUGUGUCUUUAUUGUGGUCUGAAACCUGUGGCUUUCCAGAUAUACCUAGACUUUUGGAAUUAGACAUUUCUUCCAUUAGAACAAAACCCCUUGAAAAUGUAAAGACUCGGAUUCAGAAUAUUCCUCGAUGGCAACUAUCUGGAUAUAAUUUUAUGCAUCUGUAAAUUGGAUAAUAAAUAUGUAAAUUAAUUUAAUAGGUUCAUGUAUAUAAUUGAUUGGUAAUAUCAUUUUAAAUAAAGUUCAGAUGUA
Anolis carolinensis (green anole) is the source of this 7855-nucleotide messenger RNA. RefSeq names its product trichohyalin. Lineage: Eukaryota; Metazoa; Chordata; Lepidosauria; Squamata; Anolidae. The coding region runs from base 2095 to 7770 and encodes 1891 amino acids. The transcript has 8 exons. The record is from RefSeq and is a predicted model, not a curated record.